Molecule: messenger RNA, 1856 nt
Organism: Uloborus diversus
Lineage: Eukaryota; Metazoa; Arthropoda; Arachnida; Araneae; Uloboridae
Product: protein quick-to-court-like
Exons: 7
Coding region: 1-1569 (522 amino acids)
Source: RefSeq, a predicted model, not a curated record
AUGCAAUUAGAGUUCUAUCUUUCCAACCGCACGUCAGAAGGGCGGCGCCCUCGACCGGGGCUGUCAACGCCCCCGAAGAUGCCCUUCUGGAAUUAUGAGUUGGUGAUGACUGAACCCGACGAAUUGCGCACCCCUUCCUCGACCCUCCCGCGGCGCCGAUGCCGCAUCCCACGCCUCAGCCGCUCCACUUCGGACGCGGCGCCCCGGCCCAAGUCUUCGGGCGGCGGAGACUUGCCGCCCUGGGAGCAGGGGCGGCGCCUGCCCUCCCUCGACGGAGACCUGGGCUCUGCGGCCGGAUCCGUCCCCUUCUCACUCGACGACGACGGCAGCUCGGUCAAGAGCUUUGGUAGCUUCAUGAGCUAUGCCUCACAGGCGACGACGGAGGCUUCCGCGGCGUCCCGGCCCGUGUCCCGGUGCCACUACGGCAAGCGGUACAUCUUGCACUGCGAGCGGCAUCUAGCCCGGCCGGAGGAAUACCUGACGCCGACGCAGCGGCGAGAGCGAGAGAUCCGGCAGCUCAAGUCGGCGCUUGCCCGGCAGGUACGACGCUGCGAAGAGAAAGAGCUCGAGGUCGAGAGGCUCAAGGCAGAGGUGCGGACGCUGCAAGACGCGAUCACACAGAUACAGGAUGGGAAGCACAACCUGAUGAACUCGUCGCAAGAGAGCGACCCCUUGGACAGCAUCAUCGCCAAGAACUCGGCCUCGGAGAUUAGCUUCGAGAGCCACGACGGCGGGGACCAAACCUCCCCUAGCAACGACGACAGCGGCAUCGUGUCCAUCAGUCCGAGGGACAGUUCCGAGUUCGGAGAGCUGCAGACGAUGACCGCGGAGAAGGCGGUCUGCACCUCCCCCAUCCCAGACGAUUCUGAGAGGGCCUCCUCUGACAGGAGGCCCUCGACAGAAUGUGGGUCGCAGGGUGACACGGGCUCACCUAGACUAUCGCCUGAGCUGGAUAGGUUCUUCGGCGCCUACAAGCUGGAACUCGAGAACCUCAAGGCGCAGCACCACGAACAUUACCAGGACCUGAAGGAGAGAUUCACGGAGAGAGUGGAUGAUCUGCUACAAAAACUCACCGAUGCCAACACCAGGUACCUGGAGCUGCGUCCUCUGUUCGAGCGUGCCCAGGACAAGAUCGAGCACAUCGAGACCCAGCUGAGCGAGGUGCAGAGGGACAUGGAGAGCCAGGAGGAGUACCACAGCCAGAUGUACCUCAAGAUGUACAGGAAGGGUCAGGCCUCUGCGCGCCAGGAGGAGGACGAGGCGCUGGACUUCUCCGGGCGGGCCCCCCGCCGGGCGACCGUGCCGGACCUGCUCCGGCAGCUGCAGGCGCUCGAGCACGAGCUGGACGCCACGCGGCAGCUGGUGCGCGAGGCGGGCGGGGACCGGCAGGCCGAGUACACGCUGCGCUUCCUAAAGGACGCCGUCUUCUACUUCCUCACCAAGAAGGACAAGGAGCACCUCAAGGCCAUCCAGAGCAUCCUGGGAUUCACGGACGCCGAGAGGAUGGCCGUGGCCAAGGCCAUCAAGCACAGGAGGCUAUUCUGUUCACCUUUUAAGCUUAAAAAAUGACAAAGUUGAGCCUCUUCGAGACUGAGUUUGGAAAGGAAAUUGACAAAAUAGUUAGGUCUUUUUUGUAUCAUAUUUCAAAUCAACUUUCCUUUCCUUAUUGUGAUCAUGUGGCAUCCAUUCCUUUUUUGAAAAGAUCUACCAAAACGUGAAAGACUGAAUGUUAUGGAUCAGACAAGUUAUUUAAACACUAUUUUUAGUAGACCUAGUGUCAUAAUGAAGUGCUAGAUCUAUUGUCGAGCUAUUGUGUAAUUAGUUUUGAAUAGUGCUAGGUUUUUAUUGAAUCUCAU